AUGCAAGGUUCGAUUUACAGCUCGCCAUUCCCAGCGCUGAACCCACGAGUGCGGUAUAAGACUGCUUUGGAAAGAGCAGGCUUUGAUGUGUAUCACAACCGGACCCAGCGCGAAAGAGAGCCUAAUGGGCCUAAUGGGCCAUAUAUGAAUCAAAGACACGUUAGUGAAGGUGGUGGGUCUCCUUUUGGCGUUCAUUCCGAGCCAUCUUUGGCCCCUGCUCAACAAAACAAUCGGAACCGGGCUGUCAGCGCAAGAGAGGCCCAACCGGCCUCAUACAGCUGGAAAACACCCGAUUUGCCGCAUGAGCAUUUUUCAAGCCCACAAUUCCAUGAUUUAGAAAGAACUGGGCUCCCAGGUCGUGAUUUUGCCUCGCAGUCGCGUCUUGCGGAUCAUAAUGACAGAUCAAAAGAAGAUAAUGGCGUUGAUCAAGCUAUGAAUAUGGCCAGCAAUGGUAGCGUUAAAUCUCGAGCAUCGAGGCAGUCCGGAGCUAUCAGACAGCGGGACUCCUCAGUAUUCGAUUUCGAACAUAAAAGAACGUCUGUCGAUCCUGUGGAGAAAAGCUUUUUGCAGUUGACUCAGACUUCCAACGAAAGUGAUCGUUCUUCUCAAGAACGUGGAUUCACACCUUACGAAGUAGACUCUGCCACUUCUGCAGCUGUAAGCGAUGAUGAUUUUGAGGAUGCUCACAGUCAAAGCGUUUCUACCGGUGAGGUUCCAGGAAUGGCCAAAUGGCGCUCAAUUAUGCGUUAUAGUGAAGCCACACACGAACCGGUAAAAGCGGCGAUUCCAGAAGACCACGAGCUUAAUGCUACCCCCAACUCGAAGAGAUUAUCGGAGUCCAGUAUAAGCUUUACUCCAGUCGCCGAAUUGCAUGUUAGACUCUCGCCUCAGAAACCACCUAGCACAGUUCCUGUGAUCAGCGUCACAAACGAAGAUGAAAAGUAUACAUCUUCGUCUCAGUCGGAUGUGGAUGAUCUUGGCAAUACUGAUGAGAGAUCAUUGAAAUCAUUGGAUAUAGAACCGGAGCACUCGCUUAUUUCUCCCGUUCAACAGUCACCACAACAACCACACCAAUCUGAAAAAGAGGCAUUUCAACUUAUCCAAGAAGAAAUCGAAGAAAUGGAAGAUGAUUUUGAUCCCUCCUCAACUCUCAAAUCUUCUCUGCAAGUUGAACGACUGCUUGCACAAUUGGACAACACUUCGACCAACCGUAACCUUGCUGUCGGUAGUCCACGUCCCGAGCUUGGUAGUCGUUUUAAAAAAUCGAGCGCAUACCUUUCUGGCUUUGUUCCGGCCACUGUCAGCACUGAUAUUGACGAUGCAUUGCAACCGAAUCCCAUACUGCAAAAUGAAGCGCGUAGCGAUGAGCUCUCACAGGACAAUGCAUUAAAAUUCGAACCUCAAACGCUACGUGUUAAAACUGAACGUAUCAUUUCACCGCUACAAAACAAUUCUCCACAUGAUCCCGAUGCAUCGCGUGGCACUGAGGUCCUAGAAGACAGUGCUUUGAAAUACAAACCUCAAACUAUAAAUGUUCAAACUGAACGCACCAUUGCUGCGCUUCAAACCGAUUCUCCACAGGACUCUGAUGGAUCGCCAAUGUUUUUCAAGUUUCGUCAAGAUUUAGGUCCUACCAGAAGAGUCUCAAGCGAUGGCGAAGCUGCAGACGCUUACCCUGAUGCCUUGCGCCCUUCAGAAAGACUCGAGCAGUCCCUACAGACGCCCGUUUCGCUCAGGCAGCGUGAUGUAAAUGCCAUCAAGAAAGAAGUGGCUGGAAGUGGAAAUAAAGAUGCAUCAGAUGCCAGCGUCCCCAGGACCGCUGGUGAAACUAAAUUACAUUCUCAUAAAUUUCCGCCCGGUCAAGGUCCUUGUCGAGCCUGCGGUCUGGAAGUGAAGUCAAAAAGCAUCUUUUCAAAGAAGGAAAACGAACUCUCAGGCCAAUGGCAUCGCCCAUGCUUCCGGUGUAUCAAAUGUGAUGUCAAGUUCUCCAAACACGUUCCGUGCUACAUUUUGGAUGACGAUCCUUACUGCCAAUUGCAUUACCACACUGCAAACAACAGCAUCUGCCAGAUAUGCUACAAGUUCAUCGAGGGCGAGUGUCUUGAGAACGAUAGGGAUGAACGAUUCCACGCGGCGUGCCUGAGGUGUUUCCGGUGCCAAGAAUUCAUCCGCGAGGAUUAUUACUUGUUCAACAACGAACUGCCGCUGUGUUACAACCACGACAUUGACGCUCUCAAGCUUGAAGCACUGAGCGAGUUUGGAGACACAACUACUAUUUCCAAGAGAAGAACGCGAAUUGUAAAUUUCAGUUGA
This is a messenger RNA of Lachancea lanzarotensis, 2313 nucleotides long. It is a transcript of the gene PXL1, whose product is annotated as LALA0S09e04324g1_1. NCBI's taxonomy places the organism in Eukaryota, Fungi, Ascomycota, Saccharomycetes, Saccharomycetales, Saccharomycetaceae. Bases 1 to 2313 code for a protein of 770 amino acids. The transcript has a single exon. The record is from RefSeq and is a predicted model, not a curated record.